This is a messenger RNA of Anolis carolinensis (green anole), 2513 nucleotides long. It is a transcript of the gene gtf2h3, whose product is annotated as general transcription factor IIH subunit 3. The record is from RefSeq and is a predicted model, not a curated record. NCBI's taxonomy places the organism in Eukaryota, Metazoa, Chordata, Lepidosauria, Squamata, Anolidae. Gene Ontology annotation, cellular component: transcription factor TFIIH holo complex; transcription factor TFIIH core complex. The transcript has 14 exons. The coding region runs from base 396 to 1187 and encodes 263 amino acids. Gene Ontology annotation, biological process: nucleotide-excision repair; regulation of DNA-templated transcription.
UUCCUUCCUGCGGCCGAGAGCGAUGAGUGGCGGUGAGUCUGAGGGCAAUGCGGCGGUCUCUCCUCCCCUCCGGCCGCUCUCCAAGCCCGGCCUUGCCAGUCCGGCUCCUUGUUUGUUUGCCUGCUUCUCUCGUUUCCAAACAAAGCCAUGGCUCUUCGACGCGACUGCUCCUAAGCACGUGCAGAGUGUCUCUUAGUUUCUGCAUUUGGGGAAGACAGAUGGGACUCCUAAAGCUGCCACCCUAUCCUUAUGAGUAAGGUGCGGGAAAGAGUUCUCAAGGAACAGAUGAUGAGCUGAAUCUCUUAGUCAUAGUAGUGGACACUAAUCCGAUCUGGUGGGGAAAGCAGGCGUUGAUAGGAUCAAAGCUGACAUUGUCAAAAUGCCUUGAUGCGAGCAUGGUGCUGGGAAACUCACACUUAUUUAUGAACCGCAACAACAAGCUUGCUGUUAUAGCCAGUCAUAUACAAGAAAGCCGUUUCCUCUAUCCCGGAAAGCGUUGGGAAAUUAUCGACAUCUUUGGUGAGGCUGUAGAUGCGAAUAUGUAUGGCAGCAAGGAUGGAAAGUAUGAGUUAUUAACAACUGUAAAUGAAACAAUUGCGGAGGAGAUACAGGAUCUGAUGACCAACGGAAUAAAAUGGCAACAGACAGAAACAUUACUGGCCGGAUCCCUUGCGAAAGCAUUAUGCUAUAUUCACAGGGUGAGCAAAACAGAAUCAGCCAGCCAGGAAAUUAAAUCCAGGAUAUUGGUCAUAAAAGCUGCUGAAGACAGUGCACUGCAGUAUAUGAACUUUAUGAAUGUCAUCUUUGCAGCCCAGAAGCAGAAUAUUUUGAUUGAUGCCUGUGUUUUGGAGUCAGAUUCAGGGCUCUUGCAGCAAGCUUGUGAUAUCACUGGGGGUAUUUACUUGAAAGUUCCACAUAAGCCAUCACUUCUGCAGUAUUUGUUGUGGGUAUUUCUCCCUGAUCACGACCAACGAUCCCAACUCAUCCUCCCACCCCGUGUUCAUGUGGACUACAGGGCAGCUUGCUUCUGCCACAGGAAUCUCAUUGAAGUUGGUUACGUCUGCUCGGUGUGCUUGUCAAUAUUCUGCAACUUCAGUCCCAUUUGCACCACUUGCGAGACUGCCUUCAAGAUUUCCCUGCCAGCUGUCAUGAAAGCGAAGAAAAAGAAGCUGAAAUUAGCCAUAUAAGAGCAUUGCUCUUGCCUGUUUCUUUCGAUGUGCAAUUUCCCGGCUCAGAUCAUAGCUGGGUGUUUCUAGGAUGCCAGAAAAGAAUGAGACCCGUAUUCCAACAGACAGAAAGAGUGCUAAACAUUUCGGAACAACUGCAUAAAGGCGGGUGCCACCAGUCUGCUCAAGCAACAGGGCAUAGCGCAAGUCUUGAGCUUGUGUUAUAUAGUCAUGAUGAUUCAACUGCAACUGCCUUAAACCCACAACCGCAGCUAUUUGAAGGCAUGAAGACCGGAUUCUCCAGCCCCACGAAUGAGGUGUAAAGCUUCUCGAAGAGAACUUCCUUGGACCAACUUCUCCAAAAUAAUUUAAGUAAUGAUGUCUUCCUUCCAAAAAGAAAGCCCCGUUUAUUUAAGUAGAAAUCUAGUCUUUUUGUAAAGGGUUGAGACUUCCGGGCUCCUGGGGGCUGGUCCCGCAGAAGCCCCUCGUGAGUUAAUGAAUAGAGAAAACAGCCCAGUUUCAAGACUGCAGAAACACUGGGCUCUAGAUUGCUUGGAGCUAAGCUUUUCAAUUAUGGUUAGCAACAACUCUUAAGUUCUUCCCGUGUCCCCUUCUCCAAAGUGAUAGCUGUCUCUUAGGCUCGUUUCAAAGGUUGGCUUGCCCAGCCCAAACCCGUGCCAACGCCAUCGCACAAGCCAAACCUAUUCCAGUGGAAGGGCUUAAGAUGCUUCCCGAUACUCUGCUUCCAAUAUCUCCUUGAUAAUUUUAGGAGGGAGAAUCAGCUAUGCACGUCCUUUCCAGGUACAAUGAACGAUCUGUUGUCGAACGUAACGCAAAUUGGAUCCGUUCUGAGGAUUGAGAGGAGUUCAGUCUUCCAUGCUGGCUUACACUGGCAAGCUUUUCUACUCCUGAUGCCACCUUUCUUCCUGCUCGUAUACAUUUCCAAUGUUCAGUCUUCCUCAGCUGGUACAAGCAUUAGGUUCUGAGAAUUGCAGUCCAAAGGUGACAUUUCCAAGUUCUUCUGUGUUUUGCCACCAGAUUUAAAGAGUCUUCUGUGCUGAAUAUCCAUCAGGGAGCGUUUGCCAUGUAAUUUUAUUUCCUUGAAUGCUGACUCUCCACAUUGUUAAAAUGCGAUUUCUGUCUAUGCCUUUUUUUUAACUUCUUGAUCCCAAAUCGAAAGAUUGGUGUCCUAUUUGAUGAUCCAGGAGAAGCCAGGGCUCUGUAAACGGUAUAAUUUAUUGACUGACCUGUAUGCUGCAUUGAACCUUUUACAGUUUGCCAGAGAUAUGCUGUUGUUUUAACACUUGUUUUGUAACUUUUCCUGAAUAAAGUCUUCCUAAGAAAACA